AAAUAAUAGCAAGCACCAACUCAUCAUCCUAACCCAAUUAUCUGCGGCAAUCAAAUCGUGGGUAACUGUUACUUCUGUUGUUGUUGUGUACUUGUGUUUCUGUCCAUAAUCUCCAACCUUUUCACCCUAACAUAAUCUCUUCACUGUACUUACUGUGUCUUGUCUGUAAAUUACAGCCAAUCUCAUAUCAUUUUUUGUAGCUCAACACAAUCCCAUGUUUGAUACUUUGUUAAGGUUUGAAAUGUAGGAAGAUGAUGAAUAUUUGAUGUCCCAGCUGGUGUAUGGAAGGUGUGCAAGGUUCUCACCAGGCAGUUUCUAUAUAAUUUCAUUUGUACUGAUGCAGAUAUAUAGUCACUGUAUAAAUCUGGGGCUAAACUUAAAAAUUUGUAAAAGCCAAUGGCCAGACCACAAUUUCCUCUUCAGUCCAAGGUUAAUCAACCUGCCUCUUCAAGAUUUACUUUUGAAGGGUUAGAGAGGACAAACAAUCCUGGGCCUGGUUUUCCUGGCCUGAAAAAGAGAGGUCAGCAUCAUGGGAAUCGUUCUUGGAUAAGAAUUGAUCAUAGUGGGGAAUCUACAGUUUUGGAACUAGAUAAGGCUACUAUAAUGAGGCGUUGCUCUCUGCCCGGAAGAGAUCUUCGUCUUCUGGAUCCUCUAUUUAUAUAUCCUUCCACAAUAUUGGGACGAGAGAAGGCUAUUGUCAUUAGUCUUGAAUCAAUUAGAUGUGUAAUUACUGCUGAUGAGGUGUUCCUAAUGAAUUCUUUGGAGGCAUGUGUAGUUCAGUAUAAGUCGGAACUCUGCAAACGUCUUCAGACAAGUAGAGAACAAUCUGAUGAUCUGCCUUUUGAAUUCAAGGCACUAGAGCUGGCACUGGAAAUAACAUGCAUGUCCCUUGAUGCUCAGGUAAAAGAAUUGGAUAUGGAGAUAUAUCCAGUGCUUGAUGAACUGGCAUCAUCCAUUAGUACUCUUAAUCUAGAACGUGUUCGUAGGUUCAAAGGCCAUCUGCUUGCCUUGACACAGAGAGUGCAAAAGGUCUGUGAUGAAAUAGAGCAUUUGAUGGAUGAUGACGGUGAUAUGGCUGAAAUGUACUUGACGGAGAAGAAGGAAAGAAGGGACUCUUAUAAUGAGGAUAUAUAUGAUCCAUCCAAUAUACUUGGAGGCACUGAGAUAAUGUCAAAAUCUGCACCUGUUUCACCUGUGGCAUCAGUCAGUGGAACCCAGAAGUUGCAAAGAGCUUUGAGUAGUAUGAGUUCAAGCAAGCAUGGAAGUUUGACCGACUCAUCCAGUGGUGGUGAAAACAUUGAUCAGCUUGAGAUGUUGCUUGAAGCAUAUUUCGUGUUCAGCGACAAUACUCUCAACAAGUUGUUAUCGCUUAAAGAAUAUAUUGAUGAUACCGAAGAUCUGAUCAAUAUCAAACUUGGAAAUAUCCAGAACCAGCUCAUAAAAUUCGAGUUGCUUCUGACAGCAGCCACCUUUGUGACUACCAUCUUUGCUGUCAUCACUGGGAUCUUCGGCAUGAACUUUGAAACAUCAGUUUUCGACAUAGCAUCAAGAUUCAACUGGGUUUUAAUCAUAACCGGAGUAUCAUGUGUGGCGAUUUACAUCUGUUUCUUGCUUUAUUUUAGGCACAAGAAAAUCUUUCCUUUGUAGAUCUGGUGAUCAAUUGUUACCAUCGACAUUUGCAGUCACUAUAUGGAAAACGUGUUCUGUCUCGUCUUCA
Daucus carota subsp. sativus is the source of this 1717-nucleotide messenger RNA. Its product is annotated as magnesium transporter MRS2-5. NCBI's taxonomy places the organism in Eukaryota, Viridiplantae, Streptophyta, Magnoliopsida, Apiales, Apiaceae. Gene Ontology annotation, biological process: transmembrane transport; magnesium ion transport. The coding region runs from base 397 to 1647 and encodes 416 amino acids. The record is from RefSeq and is a predicted model, not a curated record. Gene Ontology annotation, cellular component: membrane. The transcript is spliced from 7 exons. Gene Ontology annotation, molecular function: magnesium ion transmembrane transporter activity.